Oncorhynchus mykiss (rainbow trout) is the source of this 4967-nucleotide messenger RNA. RefSeq names its product ATPase MORC2A. Lineage: Eukaryota; Metazoa; Chordata; Actinopteri; Salmoniformes; Salmonidae. The record is from RefSeq and is a predicted model, not a curated record. Gene Ontology annotation, molecular function: zinc ion binding. Gene Ontology annotation, cellular component: nucleus.
GGCGGGCGUACACUUCGGACCCUCCUUUCAGCUGUGCGCGAGGGAGGGGAGAAAGGCGAGGAGGUUUUCGCGGCCUGCGGUGUGGUUCUAUUUCGGAAAUCAGUAGUUAUCGCUUCAUUCUGAACCGACGGAUGUUUUACACGGACCUAAAUUCAAUUUGAAGCGGCGGGUGCUCUAAACGGUGCAUGAAGCUCUUGAAUAAAGCUCUUGAAAAGCCUCACCGGACUGAAAGGAAGUCAGAAAGAAGACCAGGAAGAGAACAGGAAAUAGCUUUUAGCAAGUGGAGAUGGCCUACUCUAACUACAGCACACUGAACAGGGCUCAGCUCACCUUCGAGUAUCUGCACACCAACUCGACAACCCAUGAGUUCCUGUUUGGAGCUCUGGCUGAGCUGGUGGACAACUCCAGGGAUGCCAAUGCCACCCGGAUUGACAUCUACACAGAGAAGAAACAAGACUUGCGUGGAGGCUACAUGCUAUGUUUCUUAGACGACGGCACAGGAAUGGACCCCAACGAGGCGACCCAUGUGAUCCAAUUUGGGAAGUCCAGUAAGCGUACACCAGAUUCCACUCACAUUGGCCAGUACGGGAACGGACUCAAAUCGGGUUCCAUGCGUAUUGGGAAAGAUUUUAUUCUGUUUACCAAGAAGGACAACACACUGUCCUGCCUGUUCCUGUCUAGAACAUUCCAUGAGGAGGAGGGGCUUGACGAGGUGAUCGUACCCCUGCCCACCUGGGAACUGCUGACCAGACGGCCAAUCACGGGAGACCCUGAGAAGUUUGCCAUAGAGACGGAGCUCAUCUACAAAUACUCUCCUUUUAAAAACGAACAGCAGCUGAUGGAACAGUUCAACAAGAUAGAGGGCAGCAGCGGUACAUUGGUGAUCAUCUAUAACCUGAAGUUGAUGGACACCAGAGAGCCAGAGCUGGAUGUGGAGACAGACCACCAGGAUAUCCUGAUGGCUGGAACCCCCUCAGAGGGAGUGAAGCCAGAGCGUCGGUCGUUCCGAGCAUAUGCUGCUGUCCUCUACAUCGACCCCAGGAUGAGGAUCUUCAUACAGGGACACAAAGUCAGGACCAAGAGACUGUCCUGCUGCCUCUACAAACCCAGGGUAUAUAAAUACACAUCAACUCGAUUCAAAACCCGCGCUGAGCAGGAAGUAAAAAAGGCUGAUCACCUCGCUAAGUUAGCUGAAGAGAAGGCUCGGGAGGCGGAGAGCAAAAGUCUGUCUCUGGAGACCAAACUGGGAGACGACAUGUCUAGAGAAUCACGGGUCAUAUUGCGUAAGGCCCAGGAGGGUGCCAUGAUGCUUCGCCGGGAGGCAGAAGUGAAGAAGAAGAUUCAGGAGUCCAAACAGAAAGCGUUGAAGGACCCAAAAGAGCUGAGUUUUAUCUUUGGGGUGAACAUUGAGCAGAGAGACCUGGACGGGAUGUUUGUGUAUAACUGCUCUCGCCUCAUCAAGAUGUAUGAGAAGACUGGACCUCAGCUGGAGGGAGGAAUGGCGUGUGGGGGUGUUGUGGGGGUAGUAGAUGUCCCAUACCUGGUUUUGGAGCCCACUCACAACAAGCAGGACUUUGCGGACGCUAAAGAAUACAGACACCUUCUGAGAGGCAUGGGAGAACACCUAGCCCAGUACUGGAAGGACAGCAACAUAGCUCAGAAGGGCAUAGUGAAGUUCUGGGAUGAGUUUGGGUACCUGUCUGCCAGCUGGUCCUCGCUCCCCUCGCCAGAGCAGAGGUACAAGAGACGCCGCGCCAUGGAGAUACCCCUCACCAUACAGUGUGAUAAGUGUCUGAAGUGGAGGACUCUGCCAUUCCAGAUGGAUGCGGUGGAUAAACGUUACCCGGACAGCUGGGUGUGUCUGAUGAACCCUGACAGCACUCAGGACAGGUGUGACGCGCCGGAGCAAAAACAGAACCUUCCGUGUGGGGUUCUGAAGAAGGACAGGCAGACGGCAGAGGACAAACAGAAAGAACUGACAGAGAAGAUUAGACAGCAGCAGGAGAAAUUAGAGGCUCUGCAGAAAACCAGCACCAUCAGAUCAGCAGCAGAUGUGAAGAAGUUACCUCUGGACGUCAGCAUGAGACCCAUAAAUGAGAGUUCCUCCCAGGGAACCAGGUCGUCAGAGCGUGUGUCACGCCCUCGCUCCCCUCCUCUCCCCGCCCUCCUCAAGAACGCCCCCAGCCAGCCCCCAGCCCUCAACCGCAAACCCACAUAUUCCCCUCGACCGACCACCCGGCCUGCUGCCCCUCCCCCGGCACCCAGAGUUGACCAAUCCAGAGCUGGAGCGAAGCAGUCACCCGCUCCAGCAAAGCCCGCCCCCAAAACUCCAGCCAAAGUCCCCGCCAAACCCACCCCUUCAAGCCGUACCUCACGGACUCCAGCCAAAUUGUCUCCUGGCAAAGCAACCACACCUGCUAGCAGCCAGCGCAAGAAAGUGAUGGAGCAGGAGGAGAGUGAAGAGGAGGAGGAGGAGGAGGAGGAAAAAGAGGAGGAGGACGACAGCGAGGAUGACAGUGAGGAGGAGGAGCCUCAGCCCAAGAAAUCCAAGAUGGUAACUGCAGUGGGGAAUCGUGGGAAAGCUGUUGAGAAAGCUCCACUCAAACGGGGAAAAGUGACAGAGGUCCAUACCCCCCCACCCAGCACCAAACCCCCGCCACCUGAGAAGAGGAGAGCUAUCAUAGCAACACGGCUGCCCCCCGCAACACCACCCCUGGCUAAACCCAUCCCCACCCCCCCUAGAGCCAAGGUGACAGACAGCACAGAGAACGAGGACCCAGAAUAUGAUCUGAAGAAUGCUCAGAAAGAUAAGGGUCUGUUGGUGGAGGUGCGUGUGAAUAAGGAAUGGUUCACAGGCAAAGUUGUUGCUGUGGAAACCAGUAAGCAGAGCAUUCGCUGGAAGGUGAAGUUUGACUACGUCCCCAGAUCUACCCCCAAGGACCGAUGGGUUUUCAAAGGCAGUGAGGAGGUGAGGUUGAUGCGACCGCCCUCUCCCCUCUCCCAGACCCCUGACACACAGCAAGGGGAGGGGACUGAGAAAGGCCCCCCCCCCAUGGAACCUGACACCACCCAACCAGGAUCCAGUCGAGAGGUGACUGACAACCUGGUCACCAUGAUGAGGACAGUGCUGCGUUAUUUCUUCCCUCCUGAUUUCCGGAUCCCGAAGGAAGAUGUCAACAGCAUGACUGCAGAGGAGCUAGUGGCCUUCCCUAUGAAAGAGUAUUUCCAGCAGUAUGAGCUGGGUCUCCAGUCUUUGUGUAACUCGUACCAGAGCAGAGCUGAUGCCAGAGCCAAAGCUGUGGAGGAAAAGAGUAGCAGCGCUGAGACCAAACUCAGGGAGGCAGACGAAAAGCUACAGAAACUACGAACCAACAUUGUACAACUGCUACAGAAAGUACAGGAGGACAUUGACAUAAACACAGACGAUGAACUGGAUGCCUACAUAGAAGACCUGCUGACCAAGGGGGACUAGAGAGGAGGUCUCUCCACCCGGUGCCUGACUCAGACAGCACCGCCCCAUCUGAUUCUCAGAACUCUGGUCCGUCCGGCCUUCCCAAUGUGUACUGUAGCUCCUCUACAGACGCCCUUUACCCAUAACUCCCUCCAUGAGGCCUGCUUGCCGCGCUCUACACAGUCUACUGUGUCUUCUGAUAGAUCUGCAGAUGGAGGAGAGGAGAGGCAGCUGCUGCCUGAACUGGUGCUGUUGCUGUUUGGUCCCUGAGUUUGUUUUUAUAAAACUGCAGUAUAUGUUUUUCUGUUUCUCUUUCUGUUCCUAUUUAGUAAGCAUUAGCAUGUUCUCAUAAUGGACGUGUAUUUUUAUUUAGUCCUUUUAUAUAUCAACAAUGUAUGUUAUAUACAAGAUAUGUUAAGCUACUGUAGGUUAAGCCAACCAGUCCUGAUUGACUGUAGAACUGAACUGUCAUCAAUCUGUAGGUGGUAAUCAGAUUCUGCGCACACACACACACACACACCAGUCUGAGUAGGGCACCAAGCAUCCCCGAUCAAAGUUCCUGUGAUGUAGAUGACAGGCGUUUCUGUGAUUUCAGAAGACGGUCUGUAUUCUCCAUAUUGAUCUGUGAUCAAGUGGAGAGAUAUUAAAUGAAUCAUAAACCAAUAAUCUGAUAACGUCCUGACCUCUAAUCCUGACCCACAACCCCUUUAUUACCACCAGUCAGUCAGAUGCAAAUCCAGUUCCAUUGAAUUCCAUAUUUGAUGUUAGCUGCUAUCACUCUGGUCGAGUCUUUGAAAGCAUGUUAAAGCAUUAAGUUUCAUCCAUUGUCCCAGUGUUGAUAAAUCAAAUCAGUGUUGCCUAGUGGCUUUCAACCUACUUUCUCCUACCCUCUCUCCCCAGCCUACCCUCCUCUCUCCCAAUCCUACCCUCUCUCCCUCUCACCCUUCCAUCCCCUCUCCCACCCUUCCCUCUCCCACCCUUCCCUCUCCCACCCUCCUCUCUCCCAUCCUACCCUCCUCUCCCACCCUACCCUCCUCUCUCCCACCCUACCCUCCUCUCUCCCACCCUACCCUCCUCCUCUCCCCAUCCUUCCCUCCUCUCCCCAUCCUUCCUCCCUAUCUCUCCCAUCCUACCCUCCUCUCUCUCCCCACCCUGUCCUCUCUCUCCCCACCCUGUCCUCCUCUCUCUCCCCUCCCUAUCCUAUUCUGACAGUGUAGUCGUCAGAUUUACCAGCCAGCUUAUUGAGGGUGUUUGGUUCUCCCAACGCCCUCAAGACUGAAGUACUUACUGGGUUUUAUCAGUACGACUAUCUAUAACGUUUCCUCAGUACAACCGUAUUAUGUCCCAAUUGUUUCCUCUUGCCAUUGUGACCCAACGGUUCACUGUUUUCAUUUAGUUCUCAGUUAUUAUCUGGAUUCUGAGUAUAGUUCUUUGUUCAUAUUAUUCAGUGGUCAUGUUUCUUCUAAUAAGUAUUUUUAACAUGUCAAGGAAACAUUUUAUUAAAAGGUGAACGUUA